Messenger RNA from Ctenocephalides felis (cat flea), 2765 nucleotides. It is a transcript of the gene RNaseZ, whose product is annotated as ribonuclease Z, mitochondrial. Gene Ontology annotation, cellular component: mitochondrion. Gene Ontology annotation, biological process: mitochondrial tRNA 3'-end processing. The record is from RefSeq and is a predicted model, not a curated record. Gene Ontology annotation, molecular function: 3'-tRNA processing endoribonuclease activity. Lineage: Eukaryota; Metazoa; Arthropoda; Insecta; Siphonaptera; Pulicidae.
CGUGAUUAUAACCUCCUCUUUAGGAUGUAAACGAAAUUUAACCUUAGUAUUUAAAUAGUGAUAUAAUUGUAAUUAAGUACUUUCAAAAGUGCUUUAUAUAAAAAGAACUCAUGUGCAUCAUACAAUUCGUAGUGAAUUUAGCUAAAAUUAGUAUUAGACAUAAUAGAUAUUAUUCAAGUUUUGCACAAUCUAACUUAAAAGCUACAUUGUUGAAUAUGCCUCGAGAAAAACAGAACAAUAACAACAGGGCUCAGAAAAAAGAAAAGACUACUAGUUAUGUACCUGGAACUAUAACUUUGCAAGUACUUGGUUCGGGUGCUUUAGGCAGUCCUGCUGUUUUUAUACUUAUUCACGGAUCAAGUAGAUAUCUUUUCAAUUGUGGUGAAGGCACUCAACGGCUAGCUCACGAAUAUAAAAAUAAAUUGUCAAGAUUAGAGCAUGUAUUCUUUACCAGACGAUGUUGGCAUCGUAUGGGUGGAUUGCCUGGUCUUUCAUUAACUCUUCAAGAAGCAGGAGUACAAUCAUUGCAUCUUCAUGGCCCUCCUGAUAUAAAUGAAUUAUUCACAGCAACAAAGCGUUUUGUUGUCUUGCGUGAUUUGAAAAUAUACACUGUAGAAGCUAAAGCUGGAGAAGUUUUUGAAGAUUCUGUUAUGGUUGUUCAUUAUGUUCCAUUGUUUAGUUCAACAAAAUCAAAUAGUAAACCAUCAUCUCCAAAGGGUAUGAAGCAAUUUAGUAAAAAAAACUCUUCGCUGCUAGAUAAUGAAGCCAAUACUUCAAAUAUUGAUAGUCUUGCAGGAGCCAGUGUAAACCGACGUAAUUUACGUUCUUCAAGUAUGCCAGCUGAUGAGACCGAUUACUAUGCUCAUGAAAGAAGUGGAACUCGAACUGAUCCUGUAGCCAUGUCUCAACUAUUAAAUCUUGAGGAGAAAAUUGAAACAGAAGUAACAGCUUAUAUUUGUCGACUUAAACCUAAACCUGGUGCAUUAUGUUUAGAACGUUGUGUGAAACUGGGAAUAAAGCCUGGCCCCAUUUUUGGGCGACUUAAAGAUGGCAUAGAUGUUACUUUGCCUGAUGGAAGAGUUAUUAAAUCAAGUGAUGUUAGAGGUCCAGAUGAUCCAGGGCCAGUAUUUAUUGUGCUUGAUAUUCCAUCGGAGGAUUAUUUAACAGCUCUGGAAAAUAAUGAGGAAUUCACAAAACAUCAAGCAUCAGCCACAAAAGAUGAAGAUGCAGCUUAUGCUGUAUUUCACUAUACCCCUCAACACAUUAUGAAUAAUCCCAGGUAUGUAUCCUUCAUGGAAAAGUUUUCUCCAAGUACAAUUCAUGUGGUGCUUAAUGAACAAAAUGAAUUUUUAUGUUCUCCUUCUGUGCAGCGUUUGCAAUUUCAAUUGAAUCAAUUAGAUUCACAUAUAUUCCCAUUACUUGAUAGAAAUAUGAAUUCUUAUAAAAAAGAUAAUAGUGAAAAUCGUUUUAAUUCGCCUGUAAGAAAAAAAUUGAAAACUAUUCAUGAAGAUACACAAUCGUCUACUACAGAAUUUGCUAAACUUAAUUGUCAUGAUGAUUCACAAAGUUCAGUCAUACGAGAAAAUGUGAAUACAAUGAGUUGUUUUCAUUUGAGACCAAAAAGAGGAUGUGAUAGAUCAAAUGAGCCAGUGAUAACGCCAGAAGCAUAUAUUGAAGAAACCAGUCAAAUUGAUGGUUAUGAAAGUUUAUGCGAGUUGAAAAAUGAUUUAACAGAGUUAGAAAAAAGUACAAUAAAAAAUUCAAAUUUUCCUAGAGUUAUAUUUUUGGGAACAGGGUCUUGUAUACCAAAUAAAACAAGAAAUACAAGUGCUAUAUUAGUUCAGUUAAGCGAUUCUAAUAAUAUACUUUUGGAUUGUGGCGAAGGAACUUUUGGACAAUUUGUUAGACAUUUUACUGAACCUGGAGAAUUACACAGAGUUUUUAAAAAUCUUCGAUUGAUAUAUGUAUCACAUUUACAUGCAGAUCAUCAUAUAGGUUUAAUUGGUCUUUUACAAGAGAGGCAAAAAUUGUUAUCGCAGGAACAAUCUAUACCAGAAAUUAAGCUUUUAGCACCGAGUCAAAUAUCUUCUUGGUUAGAAUUUUUCAAUAAAAGAUUUGAAAAAAUAUCUGAUACAUAUGAACUGAUACCAAAUCAAAUGCUGAUGGAAAAUGCUUCUAUGUCUGUACAAGAAGAACUUGUUGAUUUUACUGAAUAUGGAUUAGAGUCUAUUAAUACUUGUUUAGUAAAGCAUUGUCCGCAUGCAUUUGGCGUUGCAUUGUAUACAAACGAUGGAUACAAAAUUACUUAUUCAGGAGACACCAUGCCUUGUGAUGACUUGGUUCAAUUAGGUAUGGAUAGUGAUCUUCUAAUCCAUGAAGCUACUAUGGAGGAUGAUCUUAUUGGAGAAGCUAAAUUUAAAUUACACAGCACUCUUUCACAGGCCAUAGGAGUUGGUAAUGCAAUGCGUGCAAAGCGAAUAUUGUUAACACAUUUCUCACAACGUUAUGCCAAAAUACCACGAAUACAAAAUCUGGAGGACCUGAAAAAUGUUGGGCUUGCUUUUGAUCACAUGCAGCUUGUUUUGCACGACUUCUAUAAAUUGCCUAUUAUGCACAAAUGUUUGAAAACCAUGUUUUCGGAGCAUUGUGAAGAACUGGAAGAACGAGCUGCAAAGAGAGCCCUUAAAAAGCAGUUAAAAGCUGCUAGCAGAUCACCAACACCUGUCUGAGUUAAGAAUUCAAUUAAACUAUUUUUUUAAUCAAUU